UCACGCAUUCGGCAUUCGUCGUCGUCCUCUCGCCUGCGAGCGGCUCUGCUCCCAACCGACGCGGCGACACCGAGUGGCGAGAGCAAGCAUGACCACGCCUCCGCCGCCGCAACUCCUCCACCCCUCGCCGCAGGAUCAGGUCGACGACCUUACCCAGGAGAUCCUCCUCCGCAUCCCGCCGUACAAGCCCAAGCGCCUCGUCCGCUGCUCCGCCGUCUGCAAACCCUGGCGCCUCCUCCUCACCGACCCCGCCUUCCUCCGCCGCUACCGCGCGUUCCACGGGGUGCCUCCCAUGCUGGGCUUCCUCUUCAACGUGAAACUCCCCCGCAAUCGCUUCGUCGCUCGUUUCGUCCGCACCACCUCCUUCCGCCCUCGCACCCUCGACCACAGCGACUGGUACGCGCGCGACUCACGCCACGGCCGCGUCCUCUUCCACAACCCCAGCUACGUGGAGGGUGACCCUGACCUCGUCGUAUGGAACCCCAUCACGGAUGAGAAGUGGCAGCUGGCCUUUCCGUCGCUGGACUUCGAGGACUGGGACGCGGCGGUGCUCUGCGCCGCGUUUGGCGGCUGCGACCACCUCGACUGCCACGGCGGACCCUUCCUCGUGGCAUUCGUGGGCACCGACAACGAAGGGAUCACGUCCGCCUGCGUCUACUCCUCUGAGACCGCUACCUGGAGCGACGCGACCGUCGCUGAGCACCCCAAUGACUUCGCCAUCAUGAACAUGAAGCCCAGCGAGCUUGUGGGGAACACGAUCUACUUCAUCGCUGUAGAUAGCAAGACAAUUGUGGAGUACGACUUGGGCCGUCGGCAACUUGCGUUCAUCGACCCGCCGUUCGCGUACCAGGGUUGCGGUGUCCUCAUGCCGGCCAUGGGCGGUGGGCUGGGGUUCACCGGCGUACGGGGUUCCUGCCUCUACCUGUGGUCGAGGGAGGCCGGUCCAGAUGGAACUGCGGCAUGGACGCAACGCAGAGUCAUCGAGCUCAACACACUGCCCACUCGUGCCCCCUUGUACGGACCUACUGCGGCUGCGGUUGGCUUCGCUGCGGGCCUCGGCGUCAUCUUCGUCACGACAGACGCUGGCGUCUUCGCGAUCAACCUCAAGUCUUGCAUAGCCAAGAAGGUGUCCAACAGGGGAAGCAUCGACACUAUCAUUCCUUACACGACCUUCUAUACUCCAGAUCAUGCUACGGGAUGAUCACCGCCGCCAAACGCCGGAUCCAUCCAUUAACAUGAUGAACCUUCUGCUGUUGGCUUUGGCAGACCUGAUGCUUCGAGUGCUUUAUUUUCAGGUUGGCACUUUAAGCAAGAAAAAAAAGUUAGUGAUCAUGGUCAAAACUGUUGUUUCCGAUUCUUUUUAGUACGAAAAGGGUGAGGCAUCAUCGUCGAUUAGUUGUCUCUAUUCUUGUUGAAUUCUUAGCGAUUGUGGCCUGAGAUCUGUGUGUCCGGUUUACAUUUCUGCUCCUUUUUGAGUAAAUUUUCAUGUCAUGCUUGGCAAGGCAACUGAAAUCGAUAGACGAAUCUGUUCCUUUUUUUCCUGGAAAAUGGACCUCCGUGGUUCAGCGUUCCUGAAAAAUGCACAACUCUUGCUGAA
Phragmites australis (common reed) is the source of this 1597-nucleotide messenger RNA. RefSeq lists its product as uncharacterized. The record is from RefSeq and is a predicted model, not a curated record. Gene Ontology annotation, molecular function: protein binding. The coding region runs from base 89 to 1201 and encodes 370 amino acids. The transcript has 2 exons. NCBI's taxonomy places the organism in Eukaryota, Viridiplantae, Streptophyta, Magnoliopsida, Poales, Poaceae.